AUGGAAGGGGUUCCAGUGGAGAUAAUUUCUCAUCUUACCUUAGCUGGAUUUGCUGGAGUAGUUCAGUUGGCAUGCUUUCCUAUUGACCGACAUCUUAUUACAGCUUUGGUAGAAAGAUGGAGGCUAGAGACUCAUACCUUCCACAUGGUUCCUGGAGAGUAUACUAUAACUUUUCAGGACAUUGCUAUUCAAAUAGGGCUUCGUAUAGAUGGAAAGGCAGUCAUUGCAGCUGUAAGAGGUAAUAAGGCACAAAUUAUGGAGGACUUGCUUGGUAUUAGGCCACUUGAUGAUGCAUUUAUGGGGAGCGGUUUGAAGUUGAGUUGGUUGGACCAACACUUUACACAUGUUGCAAUGCAUAAUCAUAAUGAACUUCAGCUUACUCGCUUUGCUAGAGCUUAUAUUCUGAGAUUAAUAGGUGAUUUCAUGUUGGCUGAUCAUUCCUCUAGAGAGUACAGUGGGGGAGCUGCAGCAUUGGCAUUUCUAUACCAAAAGUUAUGCAUGUCGACCAAUAUUAAGUGUUCUGGUAUUGGAGGAUUAACCCCACUACUUAUGAUGUGGGCAUGGGAUAGGUUUCCAUUUUUACAGCCUAAUAAUCUUGUCCACACACGACCAGAUAUUCCUUACGGUGCACGGUGGUUAGUGAGUCAGAGUUAUAGUAGACAUGAUACUCGGUCCCGACAUCGUCCAAAAAUCCCUAAUCUUGUUCCGUUGUGA
Abrus precatorius (Indian licorice) is the source of this 714-nucleotide messenger RNA. Its product is annotated as serine/threonine-protein phosphatase 7 long form homolog. Lineage: Eukaryota; Viridiplantae; Streptophyta; Magnoliopsida; Fabales; Fabaceae. Gene Ontology annotation, biological process: meristem maintenance; meristem development. Bases 1 to 714 code for a protein of 237 amino acids. The transcript is spliced from 3 exons. The record is from RefSeq and is a predicted model, not a curated record.